AUGUCUGCAUCUGAAUGGCUAUUAAUAGAUGUGUUCCGAGAAUAUAGAGACUUGGCUACUGUUAACGGCGCCGGUAUUGACAGUAUUUAUGGCAUUUAUGCUGAUUGUUUGCGGGCCCGGGAGGGCAUUCGCUUCAAACGCAAGUUUAUCAACUAUUUACCUGAAACUGCCAAAAAUUAA
This is a messenger RNA of Oppiella nova, 180 nucleotides long. Lineage: Eukaryota; Metazoa; Arthropoda; Arachnida; Sarcoptiformes; Oppiidae. The record is from the annotation of a GenBank genome assembly.